Molecule: messenger RNA, 3890 nt
Organism: Canis lupus familiaris (dog)
Lineage: Eukaryota; Metazoa; Chordata; Mammalia; Carnivora; Canidae
Product: leucine-rich repeat-containing protein 37A3-like
Exons: 3
Coding region: 27-2366 (779 amino acids)
Source: RefSeq, a predicted model, not a curated record
AACCACAACUUCCAGUCCAUAACGAGAUGACAGUUCCACCUCAAGGACAAGAUCAAGCUCAGCGUUCAAGCUUGCCCAGUGUCACUGCUAAACCUGUUGACCUGGAGUUUACUGUACCUCCAGAGCCUUCUACAACCCUGCAGCAGACUCUAGCUCCUCCAGAGGAUCCAGAGGUGACACUUCCACAUCCAGAACAUGUUGAGGCUCAGAGUCCAAAUUUGUCUGAAGUCACAGUUCAACCUUUAGAUCUGGAGCUUACCAUAACACCAGAACCCAUUACAGAGGUUGAAACUUCAACCAUGCAAGAGACUCCAGGUCCUCCUUUAGAGCCACCUGACGAGUUUGUAAUGCAGCCUCCCAUGUAUCGGGAGGUGACAGUUCCAACUCCAGGUCAGGAUCAAGCUCGGCAUCUAUUGUUACCCAAUGUAACGGUUCAGCCUUUGGACUUGGAGCUUACCCUAACUCCAGAACCCACCACAAAAGUUGAACAUUCUACAACCGUGAGUAAAACUACUGCUCCUCCAAAGGACCUGGAAGUGACAUUUGCACAUCAAGAGCAGGUUCAAGCUCAGCAUCCAAUCUUGACUGAAGUCACAGUUCAGCCUUUGGACCUGGGGCUUACCAUAACUUCAGAAUUCACUAAGGAGAUUGAACUUCCUCAACCUAUGCAGGAGACUCCAAGCCAGCUUCCAGAGCCACCUAAGGAGGUUACUGUAGCUCAAUCUCCAGUAUAUCAGGAGGAGACCAUUCCAACACCAGGUUGGGAUCAAAUUCAGCAUCCAUCAUCACCCAGUGUAACAGUUCAACCUUUGGACCUGGAGCUUACUGUAAGUCCAGAACCCACUACAGAAGUUGAACAUUCUACAGCCCUGAAAAAGACUAUAGCUCCUCCAAAAGACGUGGAGGUGACAUUUGCACAUCUCGAGCAGGUUCUGUCUCGCCGUCCAAACUUGACUAAGGUCACAGUUCAACCUUUGGACCUGGAACUUACCAUAACUCCAGCAUCCACUACAGAGAUUGAACCUUCUCCAGCCAUGCCUCUAGAGCUGCCUAAGGAACUUGUAGCUCAACCUUCCAUAUAUCAAGAGGCAGCAGUUCCAACGUCAGCUCAGGAUCAAGCUCAGCACCUGUGGUCACCAAAUGUGACAACACAACCUUUGGCCCUAGAGCUUACCAUAAGUCCAAAACCCACUACAGAGGUUGAACAGUCCACAACUCUGCAUCAGACUACAGCUCCUCCAAAGGACCUUGAGGUGACAUUUCCACCAUCAGAGCAGGUUCAGGUUCAGCAUUCAACCUUAAAUAAAGUCACAGUUAAACCUUUGGACUUGGGGCUUACCAUAACUCCAGAACCUACUACAGAGACCAAACCUUCUCCAACCAUGCAAGAGACCCCAACUCAGCCUCCAGAGCCACCUAAGGAGGUUGUAGUUCAAUAUCCAUUCCAUCAGGAGGGGACAGUUCCAACCCUAGGUCAGGAUCAGGCUCUGUAUCCAACUUUACCCAGUGUCACAGUUCAUCCUGUGGACAUGGGACUUACCAUAACUUCAGAACCUACUACCCAGGUUGAACGUUCUACAACCACCAAGACUACAACUCCCCCUCCAAAGGACCUUGAGAUGACGCUUGCGCAUCUCGAGCAGAUUCAGAGGCAACAUCCAAACCUGACUGAAGUCACUGUUCCACCUAUGGACCUGGAAAUUACUGUAACUGCAGGAUCCAAUAUGGAAGUUGAACUUUCUCCAGCCAUGCAAGAGACCCCAACUCAGCCUCCAGAGCCACCUAAGGAGGUUAAAGUUCAAUAUCCAUUUCAUCAGGAAGUGAUGAGUCCAACUCCAAGUAAGGGUGAAGGCCAGCAUCCAGAAUCACCCAGCAUCACAUUUCAUCAUGGGGGCUUGGGGCUUACCAUUACUCCAGAACCUAUUACAGAGGCUAAACAUUCUGCAACCACGAAGAAGACUACAGCUCCUUCUCCAGCGGACCUUGAGGUGACACUUGCACAUCCAGAGCGUGUUCAGAGUCAACAGCCAAACCUGACUGAAGUCACUGUUCCACCUAUGGACUUGGAAAUUACUGUAAGUCACCAACCAGAGUCAUCUGAGUCGGUUCUCCCCCCAACGACUCAGCACUCAGUGGUGCAUUUUGCAAAAUACUUCCCAGAAAAGGCAUAUACAACUUUCACUGAGCAGCCAGAACAGAAUGUUACCACAAACGUCAACAUAUGUGAGCUCUGUACCUGCAAAGAUGAGACGCUAUCGUGUACUGGUUUCAGCCCAAAGCAGAGGCUCCGCAGAGUGCCUGUGCCAGAGCCCAACACGGACAACACCUUCACCAUCUUGGUUACAACGCAGUUUGGUGGAUCAUGAACUAUUAACACUGGAGAUUUUCAGGUAGAUUUUCCACUAGCUUUUCAGAAUAUUGAAGCAAUCUGAGUCCAUGGAGUUUGAUUCUGGGAGUCUAAUGUGGUGGUGUUAAGAUGGGAUGUGCUGAAACCCGCCUGGUGAAGAAUGCUGGCUUGGGAGCCGGAAGAAAUGAACUUGAGUCCUAGAUUUUCCACUUACUAAUUGGGUCAGUUUGUCAAGUUUUCUCACAAUCUGAGACUGGAUUUCCUCAUUUGGAAGAAGUUUUGUAAGAAUCAGAUGACUUGAUAUACAGGCAUGGCAUUGCAAACUGAAGAGUGCCAUCUAAAUAUAAGGAAUUGUACAGGUUGUGGUUUAUUGAAUAAAGUCUAGAAAUAUAAUCCAUAAGUGGAAUUUUUUAAAUGGAUUAUAGCAUAUAUGUUUACAUGUGCCCUUCACACUUCUAAAGGGGACUUGUAAUAGGACAGAGAGAAAUUGUGGUUGAGUUAAAAAGAAAUUUUUUGUAAGUCCAGACAGAUCAGGUUGCUGGGAUUCCAACUACCUGCUCGUACAAACAUUAAGGCAUUCUAAGAACAUCAUAUUUUAUGUUAUCAAGAUCAGUGACUACUUGCUAAUGUCUAUUUUCAGGCUAGACUUUUAACUUAAGCUCAGAUUGUUUUUUUUCAACUAUUUGCCCAGCAUCUCCUCCCGGAGGCUACAUAGGCACCAUUUUCUUCUAUGCCUUCCUCUGAUCUUCCCCCUGACCAGAUGUGUCCCUGCCUCCAAACACAGCAACAAAAACUGUUUCUCUGGCCUCUAUGGUUUUGGCUGUUGAGGGCUCCAUUAGCACUAAGUAAACUUGGGAAAAAUUCAUGGACAAUGUGCAAGGAUGAGAAACCUGGGAACCAUCCUGUACUUCUUUCUUCCUAAUACCUCAUACAAAUCCCAUUGAUUACGGAAUCCUGGUGACCUUCCCUCAUAACAAUUGCCUAUUGUUUUUGUUGUGAUCUUCACCCAAACCGUUAGCAUCUCUUGGUAAAACUUUUACAAUGCCCUGCCGUAGGCCUUCCUAUCUUUAGUGAAGAUUUCCUUCAAAUUUAUUUUCCCCAUUCCAGCCAGACUGAGGGUUUACUCUUUCUGAAGCACAAACAUGAUAACUUCUCUUUACUCUUCAAAACCCUUUAAUUUUGGUCUUUGGUUGAACUUUGAGAAAGGCAGUGGUUCUCAAGUUUGGUAGCCAUCUCAACCAACUAGGAAGCUUUGAAAAUUUCUGAUGCCUGAGAUCCAAUCCCAAGGCUGAUUUAAUUAGUCUGGAGGAACAAAUAGGCAUCAUAAUAUUGUUUACUGUGUGCAUCUAGAAUUGAGAAUCUACAGAAAGAUGUACAGCAUACAGCUCAAGAGAGAAAGUUCUGGAAUCAGGUAAGAUUAGGCCCUACUCUUUAUCACUUACUAGAUUUGAGGCAAGUUAUUUGACCUAUAGUUUUUAUCAUCUGUGAAAUGACAAUAAAAUAGUAGGACUCUCAUUAGGAUUUUUUUUUCAAGAUUUUAUUU